AUGCAGUUCCCCGUGGGUCCCGCCUGCAUCUUCUUGAGAAAAGGCAUUGCGGAGAAGCAGCGGGAAAGACCACUGGGACAAGAUGAGAUUGAAGUGGGGGGCCGUGUAGAUUUUGAUGACUUUGUGGAGCUGAUGACCCCCAAAUUGCUCGCAGAAACAGCUGGGAUGAUUGGGGUCCAAGAGAUGCGAGAUGCCUUCAAGGAGUUCGACACCAACGGGGACGGGGAGAUCACACUGGGGGAGCUGCAGCAGGCGAUGCAGAGGCUUCUGGGAGAAAGGCUCACGUCCCGGGAGAUCUCCGAGGUGGUCCAGGAGGCCGACAUGAACGGGGACGGCACCGUGGACUUCGAAGAGUUUGUGAAGAUGAUGUCUCGUUGA
Messenger RNA from Echinops telfairi (small Madagascar hedgehog), 378 nucleotides. RefSeq names its product calcium binding protein 5 (gene CABP5). The coding region runs from base 1 to 378 and encodes 125 amino acids. The transcript is spliced from 5 exons. Gene Ontology annotation, molecular function: calcium ion binding. NCBI's taxonomy places the organism in Eukaryota, Metazoa, Chordata, Mammalia, Afrosoricida, Tenrecidae. The record is from RefSeq and is a predicted model, not a curated record.